GUGACUUCUACCUUUGGAAAUACCUAUCACCAAUCAGACAAUGUUAUUGAAGGGCAUUUUGCUUUUGAGACAGCGGAAGCUGGGGAUUAUAUGACUUGCUUCUUUGCUGCUGAUCACAAGCCUCCUCUAACUCUUAAUAUUGAUUUUGACUGGAAGACUGGUGUAGCUGCUAAGGAUUGGACGAAUGUAGCCAAGAAAGGCUCUGUUGAAGUAAUGGAAUUUGAACUAAAGAGGAUGCUUGAAAACGUUCAAGCCAUCCACGAUGAGAUGUUUUUUCUUCGUGAAAGGGAAGCUGAAAUGCAGGAAUUGAACAGAUCUACCAACUCCAAAAUGGCUUGGAUGACUGGCUUGUCAAUCUUGUUAUGUUUAUCUGUGGCAGGAUUGCAGGUGUGGCAUUUGAAGACCUUUUUUGAAAAGAAAAAGCUUAUCUAAAGUUGUUCUAUGUUCUAAAUAGCUUAAUAAUGCAAACCAUGUAUGUGUAGAAUUUUCCAUAGAUUAUAGUCAGAAGGAAAGCACUGUUUUGAGUUAAAUUGUGAUAGAGAGAAUUUGGAUUACGCAUGCUCGGUUUUCUUUUUGGUGUAUUAUUACGCAUUCUGUUCUUUUUAUAUGACACGCUUCCCUUUUUAA
Messenger RNA from Capsicum annuum, 627 nucleotides. Its product is annotated as transmembrane emp24 domain-containing protein p24delta9. Gene Ontology annotation, cellular component: Golgi apparatus; endoplasmic reticulum; endoplasmic reticulum-Golgi intermediate compartment. Lineage: Eukaryota; Viridiplantae; Streptophyta; Magnoliopsida; Solanales; Solanaceae. Gene Ontology annotation, biological process: intracellular protein transport; Golgi organization; endoplasmic reticulum to Golgi vesicle-mediated transport. The record is from RefSeq and is a predicted model, not a curated record.